AUGCAUUUCCUCGACACAUACCGUCCUUGGUCUUCGUGCGGCGUCAAGACAGGCCCUCGCUCCGCCCCUCGAUCGACUGUAUAUUCGAGCUGUCGCGACGUUCCAGACGGCGACAUCGACUCUACCCUCACCCACUGGGUAUGCUUUUGUGGAUGGUGCUGGCGUACGCACACAGAUAUCUGCCAGGAGCGUCGUAUGAGAAGAAUGAUCUUACGCCUGGCAAGUCUGCAAUACCGGCUGGCCGCAGCCUUUGCGACGGUGACGUUCUUCGGCUCUAUCGAGUCCUACCAAGAUGUGUCUGCUGGGAAGAUGAUCUUCUCGAGUCUUAUUGACGACUUGCCGGGGAGUAUACUACACCUGUACGACUUUGCUGUGCCAGCAGCUGAACAGACACCAAACUCAGUCGACCUGCCAGAACAGGUGCAGCUUCAGGCGUGCUGUGUCGAGAACUGUGUGGACUCUAUUGCAUUCACAUGCCAGGCGCUCGCCUAUGGGACUCAAGGUUUGUCUCUGAGAUUGCAGCUCGUUGCUCUCGGUAACCGACAAUUCACAGGUCUGUCCUUGAGGUUCCGUGAGAUGAGGCUUGAGCCCCGGUCAGUUCAGCACAUCUUAUUCCGACGAGAAAACGAUCUCGGGCCCUUCGCAGCACCGACGAAGCACCAUACUGUACUGGUGAUCUCUUCUGGCUCCAGCCAGGGUGAGCCUCUAGCUGCGGGUGAUGAGCGGUCCGAGGACUUCUGGUCCGUCCCGGGUAGCUUCGUGCUGGGCCCCACUUACUGGCAGUACAACUUUGAUACCACUGUCCGGGAAGCCACUGACUACCUGUGGACGCGAGUCAAGAAGACUGAUGGAGACCAUGUGUUGCACUUUGACACAAGUCUUCGGCGGCACGAAGAGGAGCGAGACCAAGGACAACCUCCUACGGAGCAGCAUCGUGCACUGUACCGGGAUGUCUGCCUGCAGGCAAUGGAUGAUGCUGUUUAUAGCGAGAUACAGCGGCAGGGCGGUAACCAAGCAUUCCUUGGAGGUCGUCACCAGGACUUCGUAUGUGUGCAGGAGGAGCUGCUGCUUGUCGUAGGCAUCGCUCUGGCAGAUGCCAGGGAGACGGCCGAUAACGUCUACUUUAACCCCAUUCAUGAAGACGGUCACGACACGACGAGAGUUAUGUGGGCUCUUGUCCGUCGAACCAGAACAAUCGGACACAUUAUCCUAUCAGCCGCGCUCCGAGAGAUUGGAGGCACGUGA
This is a messenger RNA of Ascochyta rabiei, 1245 nucleotides long. RefSeq lists its product as uncharacterized. The record is from RefSeq and is a predicted model, not a curated record. The transcript has a single exon. Bases 1 to 1245 code for a protein of 414 amino acids. Lineage: Eukaryota; Fungi; Ascomycota; Dothideomycetes; Pleosporales; Didymellaceae.